AGGACCAAGAAGAAGCAACAUUGUGUGGCAAGGAUUCUUUUAAACAGUAUAACAUUUCUAAAUACUGAAUACCUUUGUCCUUGUUCCAAAAUGAAUUUUUUCUGCUUUUCACUGGAGGGUUCUAUGGACAGUUUGUAUGAACCAGUUAAAGAAAAUCAAGAAUUACAAGAAGAUAUUUGCAUGAGUAGCAGAGCUAAUACACCAGAAUGUGCUAAUGCUGAAAACACAGCAAUAAAAGAAAGAAAGUUCAUCCAGGAGCCAUUGUCAGAAAAUGAGGUAUUUGAAAAAAAUGAAGAUUUUCUUAUAGAACAAAAGUCUUACCUACUACAAGAAUCAAGGAAAGAAGAAACAGCAUGCCAUGUUACAGAUUCGGAUGAAAAUCAAGCUGAAACAAUGGGAACCUUGAAACGGUUGCAGAAGUUAGUUCGAAAUAAGAAAGACAGUAUACAUAGUUUGGAUGACAUGAAGCAUAUAUUAUCAUCCAAUAUAUCACCACAAGAUCCUGGGUUCUCUGAAGCUGAAGCUGAAGUUCCAAUUUCAUGUAUGAAAUUAACAAAAUAUCAAGACAAAAAAAUAUUGAAAGAGAGUACAAGAUUAAAGGCAGAAUUUCAGCCUAGAACAGAUCUUAUCUCAGCAUUGCUGGAUACAACUUACCUUUCUGGAAUUAACAAUCUAGAAAAUAAUGACACCUGUUCUGAAAUGGAAUUUCAGCUCUGGAGUGACUGGAAAAUUUUCUCAGAUUCUCAGCUGGGUCCCUGUGAUUUCUUCACCACAAGGAUUGAAGAGUGGGGAAAAUGUACCUGUUGUUCACAUCAGUCACAACUUACAAGCUCUGUCACAGAUGUGGAUCUCCCAAGUUCAUGGAGGUCAAGCAGCUUUGGGAAAUUUGACCAUCGCAGACAUCACUCAACAUCAAAACCAAAUGAUUCAUCUGAGCUAGAUGAAGUAUGUGCCACAUGUGAUGGCACAGAAUUGAGACAAAACAAACCCAAUAAUGGCGGAAGCAUUGGAAAAAAGAUGAGAGCCAUUUCCAUGACUAUGAAGAAAAAGAUGGGUAAAAAGUACAUUAGGGUGCUUUCAGAGGAAAUGAAUGAAGGAGCAAAAAGCUUUUCUACUUCAAAUAGGGACAGUGACCCUGGAGGAGAACCGACCACAGCUUCUAUGAAGGCAAGUGACUCCAUGGACAGCCUCUAUAGUCUUAAUAGCGGCCAAAGUUCUUCAAGUGGUGUAACUUGUUGUUCAGAUGCAACAAGCAACAGAGACAGCCUAAAGUUUGAUGAAGAAAUCAGUUAUGUGGGACCAUUCUGUGGCAGAGCCAGAGUACACACAGACUUCACUCCCAGUCCUUAUGAUUCAGACUCCCUAAAAAUCAAGAAAGGAGAUAUAAUUGACAUUAUCUGUAAAACCCCAAUGGGCAUGUGGACUGGACUGCUAAACAACAAGGUUGGAAACUUCAAAUUUAUUUAUGUGGAUCUGAUUACAGAAGAGGAAUCUGCACCCAGAAAGAUAAAACCACACAAGAAAAGUAAAAGGGCCAAGCCUAAUUCUCUUCAGGAAUUCUUGGAGCAAAUCCAUCUCCAGGACUAUUUAUCAACCCUUUUGCUAAAUGGCUAUCAGACAUUAGAAGAUUUGAAAGAUCUACAUGAAAAGCAUUUAAUUGAACUUAACAUCAAAGAUCCAGAAGACAGAACAAGGCUACUUUUAGCUAUUGAGAAUCUGCAGGACUCUGAAAAUGAACAAGACCAGGAAACAGAACCAAUGCCACAGAUGUUAAACCCUAACCUCAGCCUUAACAAACUACAAUUAAAUGAAAGAGAUUCUGGUUGUUAUAUCUCACCAGAAAUGUCAGACAAUAGUAAAGAAGACCUUGAUGCAGAAAAUCUGCCUGAUGUCAUCCAGAAAAUUUCCAUCACUGAAUCAGAUUGAAACUUGUUUACAUUUUCAGCAAAUUAUUAAUACUUAUUUGGGAGUUUCAAGAAAUGCACUGAAUUGAUUUGUUUGUACAAGAAUACAAUAAUCAUAGAGUACAUUAUUAAUUUUGAGACUGUAUUUCAUUUCAUCUUUUAUCAAAUUUUACAAACAAAUAAUAUAAAUGUUCCAUACUAUUAUUUGCAAUUUUCCUAAAAUAUACUAAUUGGAUUUUAUACAGAAUUCAUAUAAGAAAUUAUAUUUCUACAAUAUGAGAAUAACAUUAUUUUAUAAUUUUACCUAACAUUUAAAUAUUUAAAUUUAAAUAUUGUAAAAAUGUAUAUAAUUACUAUCUAAUUUGAAAAAAAAAACUAUUUAGCUAUCCUUUUAAUCUAAUGCUAUAUUUCUAUAAAAUACUUUUCCUAAUACAAUUAAAGUGUAACAAAUUAUUUUUUUUCAUAAAAAUAUUGCUAUGCCUAUUUUAAUUGAUCCACAAUGAAGAAUGAUGUAUAAUCAGUUAAAACAGUUUCUUUUGCUAUAAAUCAAUGUGUGUGUGUGUGUGUGUGUAUGUAUGUGUGUAUAUAUAUGUGUGUGUGUGUGUGUAUACAGACACACACACACUUUGUCCAUAUGUUUAUUUUUUUCCUAUAUAUUUCAUUAUAUUCUUCACAGUGUAGAAGAUUAUUAGCAGCAAGUCUUUUUCAAUAUGUGUGAUAUACAAAUAGAUAUUUAGUAUAUAUUUAUUGCCAAGCAUUUUUUUAAAAAAGUACAUAUUGUCUAUUUCUCAGUACUAUUACAUCAGCUUUAUUUUGUAAUGAUAUACAGUAUAAAUAUUUUCUUGCAAAAUAAAUCAAGUAUGUGGUGUGAAGUCAAUGUCAACACUUUAGUGACCACACAGAUAGACUUGUCUAGAAUGAUCUGUCUGGCUCCAGCUGCUAAGCAUUUCCUAACAUGCUGCUGCUGUAGCUAUGUCCACCCAUCUGAUACCGGACAUCCUCUUUCCUUUCACCUUUCCAGCGGUAUUGAUUUCUGGACCAUUGCAUAAUGUGUCUAAACUAUGACAAAGUGAGCCUGUAUGUACUUUAACUGAUAACAGAAUAUUGCUUUGUUCUUUGAUCCAUAUGUUUUCUUUCUUGAUAAUCUAUGGUAUUUUCAAGAGUUUCCCUAACACCAAAGUUCAGAAUAAAAUAAUGUCACUGAAUUGUUGUAAUGUAAAGAUUUUUCUUAGAGAGGCUAUAAAAUAGCCAGAUUUUUCACUGGAAGUCUAUUUAAGUUCUGUAAUCACACAACUUUGAACAAGUCAGGUGAAUUAAUUUUGCUAACUAGUUUGCAUAAAGUUCCUUUAGUCUGAUUUGUCUCAAUUUUUCCACAUCAAAAUUGAACUAUUAUACUAACAUUUAUAGCUAAGAAGAUGUACAUUAGUAGAGUCAAACAAACAUAAAUUACAAAUAGCUCUGCAAAUAAUAUAUUGUGAUAUUUGUCCAGAAGAAAAAAUAGUGGAGGAUAAAGCAUAGAAAUAAAGCUCUACAACUUAAUAAAAUGGAUUUCAAAUUGGAUUUGAAAUGAACAAUAAAGCAUAUUUUCAAUGUUUACAAGUGCAAAUCAUGUAGGGGAGAAAGUUAGUUUUUGUGAUCUAUUCACUUUCUGACCUUACUUGUUGAGUUAGGUUUAUCUAAAAGCCUGUUUAGCUUCAGUUCUGUUAAAAAUUCAUGUAGUAUCACCUCAUGAUUCCACUAUCUUAUGUCUUUAUUUUAGUUUGCAUAAAUUGCUGCAGUAUUUUGAAGAAACUGGAAAGUUCAUAAAGCCCCUGUUUAAAAGUUUAGGGAAUGUGAUUGGAAAUAUCAUUUCUCCCUGAGAAUUGUUACCAACCAACUUAAAAAUAUUGAGAUGAUAGCCAAAGCGUAACCUAUUGUUCUUAAAAGCAGAAUAAAAGGAAAGUGUUCUUGUUUUCAUAAGAAAUCUCUUGUUAAAUGUAUGUUUUCACUAUAAGCCACCCAGACUUAACUUAGGUGAGAUGGGCCAUCAAGAAAUUAGAUUUACUUAUACUUUACUCUUACUAUUGCACUCAUUAGUUAACCAAAACUGUAAAACUGUAACAAAAGAGUUCAUUGAUGACAAAUAGCAGUCUAAUCAGGACUUAUGUUCAACUUCUAUAGUAGUUCAAUCAUAUCUCUUACCUAUAUAGAAUUGGUCAUGCCACUGCCAGUUUUUACUUAUUUUUACUAGAGAAUAAAAUAAUACAAACUAAAUAAGUCAGAUGUUUUCAAUAGUUAAAAUGUUUUAAUGUGGAUUCUGCAUUUAUUUUAUCUGAGGCAUGUCAAAGACUGCAAAAAAUAAUUGGAAUGGGACAAUAAACUAGCCAGAACUGAAAGAAAAACAAAAAGUGGUUUUAUUUUAAUUAAACUGAGCUAGGGUUAUAUUUGGUUAAUACAUACUAUUAUAUAGUAUGACUAUUCCCCAUGUAUUUAAUAAUCCCAUUCAUCCCAUUUUUGUCCCAUUAAAAUUAUAAUUCAUUGGCAAUUGUUAGAGAAGCUAUGGAGUAUAUAUUAAACUUCCAAUAAGGUCUAAUUCCAAGAGCUCAGUUUGGUCAGAUCUCUGAUAUACAAAUGUUUAUUGUAAUUAUCAUAAGCAAUUUAAUAAAUAAAUGGCAGAAGCAUC
This is a messenger RNA of Crotalus tigris (Tiger rattlesnake), 4566 nucleotides long. It is a transcript of the gene SAMSN1, whose product is annotated as SAM domain, SH3 domain and nuclear localization signals 1. The transcript is spliced from 14 exons. The coding region runs from base 91 to 1926 and encodes 611 amino acids. Lineage: Eukaryota; Metazoa; Chordata; Lepidosauria; Squamata; Viperidae. Gene Ontology annotation, molecular function: protein binding. The record is from RefSeq and is a predicted model, not a curated record.